CCCCCCCCCCCCUCCUAGGGUCUUCUCUCACGGUCUGGCAGCACCAGGUCCCCUCCUACCCUCCUCCCAGGGCAGGUGUUUCUCAUCUUACCUCUUACCCUCACCGCCGCUCCCUCUUUGCUGUCCCGUCGCGUCCAACAAUGGCCCUUUUCUGAGCGGCCAAUCUUGCCUUCGAGACGUGUAACGCAUCGCGUGCUCGCCUCCAGUGCCCCUCCUUUGCUGGGGUCCAACUCUUAGCGUCUCGUCCGUCAUCCAUAGUGCCUUUUAUAUCGUUACCACAUGGCCGCUGUAUUCGUACCACCUUCGCCUCGGUCUGCUCUUAAUAUGUCGACACGCCGACCACUCGCCAACGUGCCGAAUGCUACCAAUUCCCCCCAUAGGUCGGGCCUCGUGCCUGCCAAACGACCCCGACCAACCAACGCCCAGAUUGACAUCCCUUACGGCCAGCCUCCUCCCAAGAAGCAGGUAGUCGACGCUCAGGAGGCAGACGCCCGGUCCCCGUCCCGGACCAGGUCGUCUGCGUACCAGAGCACGGACAACCGACUGUUUUCCCGACGAGCCAACAAUGGUCAACCGAGUGCGUUCGAGAGGAGGCUGGUGGCUGCGCGGGAUAAAGAACGUUCGACCCAGGUGAAAGGGACCAGGACUGAGAGGCCGUCGGCCGAGACUAUGGAUUCCAUCAGGCAGUGGCAGAGGCAUUACCGCAAGGCGUUUCCUCAAUUCGUUUUCUACUUCGACAGCAUCCCGGUUGAUGCUCGUGGAAAGUGUGCCCGGCAGGUGGCUGCUUUGGGGGCUCGCGAAGAAAAGUUCUUCUCUCGUCUAGUUACCCAUGUCGUCACCUCUCGUCCUAUCCCCCCCGAAAGUGAAACCCCCAGCGCGACGGAAUUCAAUGGCGAGGCGGCGACGCAGGCAAAUCUGGACGGGUCGAUGCAGACGGUGAAUCCGUCCCUGCUCGAGAAGUCUGCCGACACGCACAUUCAUUUGUCCUUAAAAAACGACGGACGACGUGACCAGAAGGUGGAUAUCUUGCACCGGGCUCGCCAAAUGGGAAUGAAGAUCUGGGCAAUCGAGAAGCUCCAGCGCAUGAUUGCAACCAUAAACGAUGGAGAGAUUGGAGGACACAACGGGCAUACAACUCGAAACAACGCUGUUGUUGGUGGUCAUACUCGAGCCAGGGGCGACAACGACCUUUCGCAGGUACUUCAGAACGAGCUAAUGAAUGGCCCGUCGGAUCGCAACCCGUUGUCUGUGCUGAAGGAGCUGGUCAUGUUCAAGGGGCCUUUCAUUUACAUCCACGAUAUGGACGAGAAGACACGACCUGUCAUGAUGCGCGAAUAUCCCAAGGUGGCAAGACGGCAAGAUGGUAUAUGGCCACAAUUUAGAAGUGCACCACUAGGAAAGUGUCCAUUUAUUGACGAGCCGCCUACGAAGAAGGAGCUGGAUCGUCAGCGUGCCCGUCAGCGGGAGAGGGAAAAGAAGGUCUUCGUCAAACCUGCUCCUGUGCAGGAGGUUCCAGAGGCCAAGCUGAAUGCGCCAGAUGUUCCCAGGAAGACAGUCGAAUGCGAAGCUGAGGAGAAUGCUCUUGAUUUCGACCAAGGCGAAGAGCCUCCCUUCGAAAAGGAGCCCGAAACACAGGAGAUGCCGCCGACAAAACCGUUAUCCCCAAAACCUUGCGAGGAAAGCUUUGUGCCUCCUCAGCUUCACCGCACCGGGCCGUUUUACCAUGGCCGUGAGCCUGCCGCGUCAGGUGUCCAGCCUUCCAAUAUCACUUCCGCCAUUCGAUCCCAGAUGGUGUCCUCUACUGCUGCUGCGCCAGGCGCCAAAGCUGGUUUGAGCAAGGAGGUCCAUGAGUUGAAGAGAAAGGUUCUCGAGAAAGGAAACGGAGGGCUCAUGGCCGCCCCGGCGCCUCCAUUGUACCACGGUGCUUAUGCGACCGCAAGCUCGAAAACCGAAGCUCAGGACGACCGUAUUGGGAAGAUGGAACCGCCGGAGAGGCUCGGCAACACAAUCGAGGAUACAACACAGAUGGAUGUCAACGGGGCUCUCAAGCGGCGAGCGAGCAACCGGAAGGAAAUAGUAAUCCCCCCGAAAAAGAAAGAGAAGAGGAGAGAUCCCAAGCCGGGCUACUGUGAGAACUGCAGGGAUAAGUUUGACGACUUUGAAGAGCAUGUCAUGACCCGCAAGCAUCGCAGAUUUGCAUUGAACAGGGCAAACUGGGCCGAGCUGGAUUCCUUACUGUGUCAGCUUAACAGACCGCUGAAAGAUGCAUCCUUCCAGGUAGAGGAAUCCUACGGCUUCCCUUCAGACUACGUCCCUCUAGACUACAUUAUCUAGGAGGAAAGGAAGAACAAGACGCGGCAUAUGUACGAUCUAUUUACCUGUCUCUCGACAUUAAACUGGCCGAGGCGCAACUCGCGGGGUUUGCUGAACACUCAGCGGGGUUAAUAUAUGAAAGAACAUGAGCUCAUUCUUGGUAGCAGCGCCGUGCUUGUGUCUUGUAUUCGCUGUUUAGAGCGGCGUAUUACCAUCGGCUGACAUCGCGUCUAGUCCUUCCUUUAUUUCCAUCCUUGCAUCUUUCCCUUCCCUCUUUCUCCAUCUUUUUGCAGUCUUCACUUGCGCUUCGUUCCCCCUUGUAAUUGAUGCACAAUUGGCGUCCUUGGGUGCUGCAUGUUUUCUUUCAUUCGUGUUUAACCGUUGAUCUGAUUAACGAAGAGCAUCUAACGGCCUCGCCAACAACGAUUUUUGAGAUCUUGGAAACCCCCCCUGAUAGCAAAGAGGCAAAGAAAAAAGAACAAAAAGAAUACAAAAAAAAAAAAAGAUCAAACGAAG
Aspergillus heteromorphus CBS 117.55 is the source of this 2829-nucleotide messenger RNA. RefSeq names its product protein serine/threonine kinase activating protein nimO. Bases 280 to 2334 code for a protein of 684 amino acids. Gene Ontology annotation, biological process: regulation of cell cycle phase transition; positive regulation of nuclear cell cycle DNA replication. Gene Ontology annotation, cellular component: nucleus; Dbf4-dependent protein kinase complex. The transcript has 3 exons. Lineage: Eukaryota; Fungi; Ascomycota; Eurotiomycetes; Eurotiales; Aspergillaceae. The record is from RefSeq and is a predicted model, not a curated record. Gene Ontology annotation, molecular function: nucleic acid binding; zinc ion binding; protein serine/threonine kinase activator activity.